AUGGCAACAGGAGGUGGUCCCUUUGACGAAGGCAUGAAUGAUCAGGACUUGCCUAGCUGGAGCAAUGAGAGCCUUGAUGACCGGCUGAACAACACGGACUGGGGAAGUCAACAGAAGAAAGCAAACAGAUCUUCAGAAAAAAACAAGAAAAAGCUUGGUGGGGAAGCUGAAACGAGGCUUACUAAUGAUAUAUCUCCAGAAUCCUCACCUGGAAUGGGACGACGGAAGACCAGAACUCCUCAUAGUUUUCCUCAUGCUCGAUACAUGACCCAGAUGUCUGUUCCAGAGCAGGCUGAACUGGAAAGGCUUAAACAAAGAAUUAACUUCAGUGAUCUGGAUCAGAGAAGCAUUGGAAGUGAUUCUCAAGGCAGGGCAACGGCUGCUAACAACAAACGUCAACUUAAUGAAAACAAAAAACCAUUCAACUUCCUGUCACUGCAGAUAAACACUAACAAAAGCAAAGAUCCUGCCUCAAGUUCCCAAAAAAAGGAAAGUGGGGUAUCAGUGAAAUGUAAGGAGUUGUUUGGAGCUGCCCUAAGCAAGGAUUUAUUGCAAAAUUGUCAAGUCUUUGCUCAAGAAGAUGGAAGGGGAGAACCAACUAUGGAUAGUAGCCAGAUUGUGAGCAGACUAGUUCAAAUUCGCGACUAUAUUGCUAAGGCCAGCUCCAUGCGGGAUGAUCUUGUAGAGAAAAAUGAAAGAUCGGCCAAUGUUGAGCGUUUAUCACAUCUUAUAGAUCACCUUAAAGAGCAGGAGAAAUCCUAUCUGAAAUUUUUGCAAAAGAUGCUUGCUAGAGAAAAUGAGGAGGAUGAUGUUCGGACUGUAGAUUCAGCUGUGGGAUCUGGUUCUGUAGGUGAGAGCACAUCGCUAAACAUAGAUGUGCAGUCUGAGGCUUCAGAUACUACGGCCAGAGAUCCUCAACAGGAAGCUAAAGAGGAGUUGGAGAACUUGAAGAAGCAGCAUGAUUUAUUGAAAAGGAUGCUACAACAGCAGGAGCAAUUGAAAGCUCUUCAAGGAAGACAGGCAGCUCUUCUUGCUUUGCAGCAUAAAGCAGAGCAAGCGAUUGCUGUCAUGGAUGAUUCUGUUGUAACAGAGACGACAGGUAGUGUUUCAGGAGUAAGCCUUACAUCAGAACUGAAUGAAGAAUUGAAUGACUUAAUUCAGCGCUUUCACAACCAACUUCAUGAUUCUCAGACACAGUCUGUGCCAGACAAUAGAAGGCAAGCAGAAAGUCUUUCACUUACCAGAGAAAUUUCACAAAGCAGAAACUCUUCAAUGUCUGAACACCUGUCAGAUGAGAAGGCGCAGCUUUUUAACAAGAUGCGAAUGUUGCAGGGUAAAAAGCAAAAAAUGGACAAACUGUUAGGAGAACUUCAUACGCUUCAUGACCAACAUCUAAAUAACUCCUCCUUUUUUCCGGCUUCAGGAUCUCCUCAAAGGAGUAUUGAUCAAAGAAGUACAACUUCAGCUGCUUCUGGUCCUGUAGGCAUAGUAACUGUUGUCAAUGGCGAAUCAAAUAGCCUGACAUCUGCUCCCUAUCCUCCUGAUUCCCAAGUUUCUCAGAAUGAGAGUGAAGACGAUGACAAUCUAAAUCCAACAGAAAAGCUUCAGAAGCUAAAUGAAGUUCGCAAGAGGCUAAAUGAGUUACGCGAGUUAGUUCACUACUAUGAGCAAACGUCUGAUAUGAUGACAGAUGCUGUGAACGAAAACACUAAGGAAGAGGAAGAAACUGAAGAAUCAGAAAGUGAUUCUGAACAUGAGGAUCCACAGCCUGUUACAAAUAUUAGAAACCCUCAAGGAAUCAGCAGUUGGAGUGAAAUAAAUAGCAACUCAAAUGUACAGUGUGGAAAUAAUAACAGAGAUGGAAGACAUCUUAAUACAGACUGUGAAAUAAAUAACCGAUCUGCUGCUAAUAUAAGGACUCUAAAAAUGUCUUCUACUCUAGACUGUCAUAAUAGGGAGGAUGACAAAGAUACCGACCUACCCCAAGGUGAAGAUGAUGACGUGGAAGAAGAUAGAGUUAGUGAAGAUUCCAUAUCUAGUCACAGAAGCAGCCUGGGUGAUGCUGCUGGAGAUGCUGAGUUUGAGCAGAAGAUCAACAGGCUUAUAGCUGCAAAACAGAAACUUAGGCAGUUACAAAACCUUGCUGCUAUGGUGCAGGAUGAUGAUCCAGAACCUCAAGCAACAAUUGCAAAUGCAUCUAAUAUUGGUGAUUUGUUUUUGGGUGAGAUGGAAGAGACAAAGCAACAACCAAACAAUGUCCGAGCUAGUACUAACAAGUUCCAAAAAGAUGUAGGACUGAAUGAAAAAGCAAGAGAGAAGUUUUAUGAAGCUAAACUUCAGCAGCAGCAACGGGAGCUUAAGCAGUUACAAGAAGAAAGAAGAAAACUGAUUGAAAUUCAAGAAAAAAUUCAAGUGUUACAGAAAGCUUGUCCUGACCUUCAAUUGUCAGCUGGCCAGGGUAACUGCCCAGCAAAUAGGCAGACUUCACCAGCAACCUCAACUCCGGCUAUAAAUGAAUGUAACACAGCUGGCAAGCCUUUACUUGAAUUUAAUGAAUCUGUACCAGCAGGCAAUGAGUUAUGGUCUGAGAUGAGAAGACAUGAGAUUUUAAGAGAAGAAUUGCGACAGAGAAGAAAGCAACUUGAAGCUUUAAUGGCUGAACAUCAGAGGAGGAGAGAGCUCGCAGAAACAAUAUCUACUGUUGCUGCAUCUGUUAAAAGUGAAGGGUCAGAAGCUCAGCAUACUCCACAGCAGAGUAGGACUGAAAAGUAA
Messenger RNA from Fulmarus glacialis (Northern fulmar), 2772 nucleotides. Its product is annotated as pericentriolar material 1 protein-like. The coding region runs from base 1 to 2772 and encodes 923 amino acids. Gene Ontology annotation, biological process: centrosome cycle; microtubule anchoring at centrosome; cilium assembly. The transcript has 16 exons. The record is from RefSeq and is a predicted model, not a curated record. Gene Ontology annotation, cellular component: centriole; centriolar satellite; centrosome. Lineage: Eukaryota; Metazoa; Chordata; Aves; Procellariiformes; Procellariidae.